Messenger RNA from Penicillium taxi, 228 nucleotides. RefSeq lists its product as uncharacterized. Lineage: Eukaryota; Fungi; Ascomycota; Eurotiomycetes; Eurotiales; Aspergillaceae. The coding region runs from base 1 to 228 and encodes 75 amino acids. The record is from RefSeq and is a predicted model, not a curated record. The transcript has a single exon.
AUGAACGAGGCCCUGGCUUAUCCUUUCACCCUCAACAGCCCUCCGGUCCGCGGGCCGAUCGAGGGUCCAAAUGGCCGCCGUCUAAUCCGACGUGUCACAUGGCGCUCAUCGACAUACAAGCUCAUGGCUUCUCUAUGGGUGUUGGGCAUGCUUUGGAUCUUGUGGCUUAUCAGAGACCUAUUCUCUCUUCCUUUUCAGUCUCGCACGCCUGAAAAUGCAAAUGAAUGA